Cynoglossus semilaevis (tongue sole) is the source of this 11274-nucleotide messenger RNA. RefSeq names its product CUB and sushi domain-containing protein 3. Lineage: Eukaryota; Metazoa; Chordata; Actinopteri; Pleuronectiformes; Cynoglossidae. Bases 400 to 11265 code for a protein of 3621 amino acids. The transcript is spliced from 71 exons. The record is from RefSeq and is a predicted model, not a curated record.
UGCCUCUCUCUGCCGUGGUUCAAUUGCCGAUCGAUGAAGGCAGCAUUCAAAUUAAAGUCUCCUCUCAGAGCUUUUAGCCAGCCUCGUCUGUAGUGAUUUUUUUUCAAAGGGGGAGAACUGAAAAUGUUGAGAGUCAGAUGCAGAGAGCGCACCGUCACAGCUUCUCACACUUGAUGCCCCUCUCAGCAGAGAUGGUUGAGCCCUCCUCGUCCAGGUUGCCGUGGUCCUCUCCUAAAAUUCACUCCCUCUCACUUCUCUCCUUCCUAUCAGCUGACACAGCUCGGCGGGCGGCUCUGCCUGUCUCUCUCCUCUGAGAAGAGAAGGAAAACGAGAGAGAGAGAGAGAGAGAAAAACAUAGGCUUCUUCAGCUGACACACACAUGCGUUACAGUUUGAGACCAUGAAGAGGACGCACACAGACGGAUACUACGAAGGAUCUAUUGAACCGCGGGACGUUUUCAACAGGAGAUGUGUUAAAUGUGGCCGCGGGGACUUUGUUCAGGGCAACGCAAUGAGGAUAAGGACGGGAGUUGUUUUUUGGAAUCUUCUUUUUUCACUAAUGGUCACUUGUGUGAAAGGUUUCAUCCAUACAUGUGGAGGCACUUUAAAAGGGAGGAAUGGGACGAUAGAAAGCCCCGGGUUUCCAUAUGGAUAUCCAAAUGGAGCGAACUGCACCUGGGUAAUUGUUGCCGAUGAGGGCAACAGAAUUCAUAUAGUUUUUCAAUCUUUCGCUGUGGAGGAGGAAUAUGACUUUUUAUCUUUGUACGAUGGACAUCCACACCCAGCUAACUUCAGGACGAGGUUAACAGGGUUCACGAUCCCGCCGCCUUUUACCAGUUCUGGUUCCAUAUUUUCACUGAGGCUUACCAGUGACUUCGCUGUGAGUGCUCAUGGAUUUAAAGUAGCUUAUGAAGAGCUGAGAAGCAGCUCAUGCGGGAAUCCUGGAGUUCCACCAAAAGGAAUCCUAAAUGGAACUCACUUCAACGUUGGUGACAAGAUACGGUACCGGUGUGUCAGUGGUUAUGUCCUGGAUGGACAUUCACUUCUGACCUGUGUCACCAACGCAGCCAGUGUGUCAGUGUGGGACUUCCCUGUGCCGAUUUGCAGAGCGGAGGACACGUGCGGUGGCACCCUGAGGGGAUCCAACGGACUCAUCUCCAGCUUCGAUUUCCCCAGUGGUGAUUCCCUGGGUACGGGCGGAGGAGGAAAUGCUGGAGGCCUAGGCAGCAGUGGAGAGUGUAGGUGGACCAUCCUGGCAGAUCCGGGUGACACCAUCUCCCUGGUGUUCACCGAGUUUCAGAUGGAGGAGAAGUCAGACUACCUGGAAGUGGAAGGAUCUGAACCACCAACCAUCUGGCUAACGGGAGUGAAUAUUCCCGCACCCAUCAUCAGCAACAAGAACUGGCUUCGGCUGCAUUUCGUGACAGAAAGCAACCACCGCCAUAAAGGCUUCAAGGCUCAGUAUCAAGUGAAAAGCUCAGGAGAGCUGAAAUCCAGAGGCGUCAAGUUAUUACCAGAGAAGGAGAACACCAACAAACUCUCUUUGAUGAAUGAAGGUGGAAUCAAACAGGUGUCUAAUUACUGUCCUGACCCAGGGGAGCCGGAGAAUGGCAAACGGAUUGGCUCCGACUUCAGCAUCGGAGCGACUGCUCAAUUUACCUGUGAUGAAGACCAUGUGCUACAGGGCUCCAAAAUGAUUACCUGCCAGCGUGUGGCCGAAGUCUUCGCAGCUUGGAGCGACCACAGACCCGUGUGCAAGGUCAAAACAUGUGGGUCGAAUCUACUGGGACCAUCGGGGACGUUUACCUCCCCAAAUUUCCCCAUCCAGUAUGAAAGUAACUCCCAGUGUGUGUGGAUCAUCACUGCCAGUGACCCAAACAAGGUUAUCCAGAUUAACUUUGAAGAGUUUGACCUUGAAAUAGGUUACGAUUCAUUAACCAUUGGAGACGGAGGGGAAGUCGGCGACUCCAGAACAAUAAUACAAGUGCUGACUGGCAGCUUUGUCCCAGACUUGAUCGUCAGCAUGUCUCAUCAGAUGUGGCUCCAUCUCCAGUCUGAUGAGAGCGUUGGUUCGAUUGGCUUUAAGAUCAACUAUAAAGAAAUUGACAAAGAGAGUUGUGGAGACCCUGGUACACCUCUGUACGGCUACCAAGAGGGCAGUGGUUUUCUAAAUGGAGAUGUUCUGCGCUUUGAAUGCCAGUUUGGAUUUGAGCUCAUCGGGGAGAGGACAAUAACCUGCCAGAACAACAAUCAGUGGUCGGCUAAUAUCCCCAUCUGCAUAUUUCCCUGUUUCUCCAACUUCACCGCUCCCAUGGGGACGGUGCUGUCGCCCGACUACCCAGAAGGCUAUGGGAACAACCUCAACUGCGUGUGGCUGAUUAUAUCUGAGCCAGGCUCUAGAAUUCACCUGGCGUUCAAUGACUUUGACCUGGAACCUCCCUAUGACUUCCUCACUAUCAAAGAUGGCGACCAAUCAGGAGCAACAAUAUUGGGGCGAUUCUCGGGCGCUGAGGUUCCCUCUCAUCUUACCUCCAACAGUAACGUGCUGCAGCUGGAGUUUCAGGCCGAUCACUCGAUGUCAGGGCGGGGCUUUAACAUCACCUACAGCACUUUUGGCCGUAAUGAGUGCCCUGACCCUGGCAUACCGUUGAAUGCCAGACGCUUUGGGGAUAGUUUCCAGCUGGGGAGCUCCAUCUCUGUAGUUUGUGAGGAGGGCUUCAUCAAGACACAGGGGGCUGACACCAUCACAUGUCAUCUGGAGGAAGGCAAAGUGAUGUGGAGCGGACUCAUUCCCAAAUGUGAAGCUCCCUGUGGAGGUCACUACUCAGGUCCUUCUGGUGUCAUCCUGUCCCCGGGGUGGCCCGGCUACUACAAAGACUCACUGAGUUGUGAGUGGGUCAUUGAAGCGGAACCAGGACGUUCCAUCAAGAUCAGCUUUGACAGGUUUCAAACUGAACUGAGCUACGAUUUCCUGGAAGUACAUGAUGGACCCAACCUCCUCUCUCCUCUCGUCGGCUCCUUUAAUGGAACCCAGGUCCCUCAGUUCCUAUUCAGCAGCAGUAACUUCUUGUAUCUGCUGUUCACCACAGACAAUAGUCGAUCAAACAGUGGCUUCAAGAUCUUUUACGAAGUAGUGACACUGGACACAUACUCCUGCAUGGACCCUGGGAUCCCGGUCAACGGAAUGAGGUUCGGCCACGACUUGUCCAUUGGAUCCACGGUUUCCUUCUUCUGUGACCCAGGAUACAGACUGAGUCAUGACGAACCACUGCUUUGUGAGAAGAACCACUUCUGGAGCCACCCGCUGCCCUCCUGUGAUGCAUCAUGUGGGGGGGACAUCAGAGGACCUGGAGGAAUCAUCUUGUCACCUGGAUACCCAGAGCUGUAUCCAAACUCUUUAAACUGCACAUGGACUGUAGAAGUCAGUCACGGAAAAGGUGUCCAGUUCACUUUCCACUCCUUCCACCUUGAGGAUCACCAUGACUACCUGCUGAUAACAGAGAAUGGCAGCUUUGCUCAGCCACUGGCUCGACUCACCGGCUCAGACAGGCCUGCGCCGGUCAAUGCCGGUCUGUUCGGAAACUUCAAGGCCCAGCUCCGUUUCAUUUCUGACUUCUCCAUAUCACUGCAGGGAUUCAACAUCUCCUUCUCAGAAUACAAUCUUGAGCCCUGUGAGAACCCGGGGUCUCCUCAGUUUGGCUGGCACACGGGAUCCAAGUUUGGGAUUGGUGACUUGCUGAUGUUCUAUUGCAACACAGGCUAUCGUCUGCAGGGGGCGAGGGAGAUUGUGUGCUUGGGAGGUGGCCGCCGUAUGUGGAGUGCACCUCUGCCAAGGUGUGUGGCUGAGUGUGGCUCGACGGUUUCCAGCAAUGAGGGAGUUCUUUUGUCACCGAAUUACCCGAUGAACUACGACAACAGCCACGAAUGUGUGUACAGCAUUCACGUCCAAACCGGCAAAGGCAUCAACAUCACCGCCGGCACCUUUCAGCUGGCACAGGGCGACGUCAUCAAGGUGUAUGAUGGCAAAGAUGGUGGCUCUCCACUCCUUGGCACCUACACAGGCACUGUGAUGCAAGGUCUGUCCCUCACCAGCACUUCCAACUACCUUUGGCUGGAGUUCUACUCCGACCAGGAGGUGACAGCAGCGGGGUUCCGGCUCAUAUACCACAGCUUUGAGCUGUCUCACUGUGAUGAUCCAGGGGUGCCGCAGUUCGGCUUCAAGGUCAGCGACCAGGGCCACUUUGCUGGGAGUGCCAUCACAUUUGGCUGCGAUCAAGGCUACACCCUGCAUGGCAGCAGUAUACUGAAGUGUAUGACAGGGGAGAGAAGAGCGUGGGACAACAGCCUCCCAUCAUGCAUAGCGGAGUGUGGUGGCAGUUUCAAGGGUGAGUCUACAGGGCGAAUCCUCUCUCCUGGGUAUCCUUUUCCCUACGACAACAACCUGAGGUGCACGUGGACAAUCGAGGUCAGCUCUGGCAACAUUGUCAGUCUCCAGUUUCUUGCCUUUGACACAGAGGCGUCCCACGAUAUCCUGAAGGUGUGGGACGGUCCUCCUGACAACGAGAUGUCUCUGAAGGAGGUCAGCGGCUCGCUCCUGCCUGAGGGAAUACACUCCACUCUCAAUAUCGUCACCAUCCAGUUUGAGACUGACUUCUACAUCACCAAGUCUGGUUUUGCCAUCGACUUCUCCAGUUCGCUCGCGACAGCUUGCAGAGAUCCCGGCAUUCCCAUGAAUGGCAGUCGCAACGGGGAAGGGCGGGAGCCAGGCGACUCGGUGACCUUCUCCUGUGAUCCAGGAUAUGAAUUGCAGGGAGAGAGCAGAAUCACCUGCAUCCAAGUGGAAAAUAGAUACUACUGGCAACCCAGCCCUCCAAGCUGCAUCGCACCUUGUGGUGGAAAUGUUACAGGAUCUUCAGGAUUCAUCCUCUCGCCCAACUACCCAAAUCCUUACCCACACAGCAAAGACUGCGACUGGCUUAUCGCAGUACACUCUGACUACGUCAUCUCUUUGGCUUUCAUCAGCUUCAGCAUCGAACCCAACUACGAUUUCGUGUACAUCUACGACGGCCCGGACAGCAGCGCUCAUCUGAUUGGCAGUUUUCAGGACAGUAAACUUCCUGAGAAGAUAGAGAGCACUUCCAACUUCAUGUUCUUGGCAUUUCGUAGUGAUGGCUCAGUGAGCUACACUGGCUUUCAUUUAGAGUACAAAGCAAAACUACGGGAGGCAUGUUUUGAUCCCGGGAACGUGAUGAAUGGCACCCGUAUGGGCUCCGACUACAAGCUGGGAUCCAUGGUGACAUUUCACUGUGAGAGCGGCUAUCUGCUGCAGGGCUACUCCACUCUGACAUGCGUCAUGGGCAACACCAAGAGACCAGAAUGGGAUCGGGCCAAACCCAGCUGUCAAGCUCCCUGUGGAGGUCACUUCACAGGUUCAGAGGGAACUGUGCUGUCUCCAAACUAUCCACAUAAUUACACCAGAGGCCAGAGCUGUGUCUAUGACAUCUUUGUCCCCGGGGAUUUUGUGCUUUUUGGGCAGUUUGUGGUUUUCCAGACGUUGAUCAGUGAUGUGGUGGAGAUCUACGACGGCUCGUCCACAGAAUCACCGCUGCUCUCCUCCAUAUAUGGACCACAUUCAGGCGAGACACUUCCUCUAAGCUCAGGAAACAAGAUUACACUCAAAUUUACAACAAAUGGAACCGAAACGGCGAAAGGAUUUCAUUUUGUUUACCAAGCUGUCCCCAGGACAAGUGCCAGUCAGUGCAGCUCCGUCCCUGAGCCCCGUUUCGGGAAGAGGAUCGGGAACGACUUUGCCAUUGGAAUGGCGGUGUUGUUUGAGUGCAACCCAGGUUAUACACUGCACGGCUCCAACGCCAUCAAGUGCGAAGCCGUGCCCAGUGCCCUCGCCCAGUGGAACGGCACUGUGCCCACAUGUGUCGUUCCCUGUGGUGGAGUGUUGAUUGGCCGACGGGGCACCAUCCUCUCUCCUGGAUAUCCAGAACCAUAUGCCAACUAUUUGAACUGCGCCUGGAAAAUUACAGUUCCUGAAGGAGCUGGCAUUCAAAUUCAAGUUGUGACCUUCACUACAGAACACAACUGGGACUCGCUUGAUUUUUUUGACGGGGUUGACGGCAAUGCUCCAAGGCUCGGUAGUUACUCAGGAACGACGAUUCCUCAGCUGCUGAACAGCACGUCCAACAAUCUGUACCUGACCUUCCAGUCUGACAUCAGUGUGUCUGCCACCGGAUUCCACUUGGAGUACACAGCAAUAGGUUUGGAUUCGUGCCCUGAGCCGCUGCCGCCCAGUAACGGCCAGAGAGUGGGUGACCGCUACACUGUGGGUGACAUGGUGUCGUUCCAGUGUGACCAGGGCUUUUCACUACAGGGUAAUGCAUACAUUACCUGCAUGCCUGGACCUGUCAGGAGAUGGAAUUAUCCAGUACCUCUGUGUUUAGCUCAGUGUGGAGGCUCUUUGACAGACUUCACUGGUGUGAUUCUCAGUCCAGCCUUUCCAGGGAAUUACCAAAGUAGCCUGGACUGCACCUGGAGAGUUCAGCUCCCUAUAGGAUUUGGGAUCCAUCUGCAGUUUCUGAACUUCUCCACAGAGCCUGUUCAUGACUACCUGGAGGUGCGCAGUGGGAGCCUGGAGACAGGAAGUGUGAUUGAUCGCUUUAGCGGCCCCAUGGUGCCCAACUCCCUCUUCAGCACCACCCACGAAACCACUCUGUUCUUCCACAGUGACUACUCGCAGAACAAGCCUGGCUUCCAUGUUGUGUACCAGGCGUAUGAGCUACAGAGGUGUCCAGAUCCGAGACCAUUCCGUAACGGCGUGGUGAUCGGUCAAGAAUACAGCGUGGGAAUGACUAUUUCUUUUGAGUGCCUGCCGGGCUACACCCUGCUCGGAGAGCCUUCACUCACGUGCCUGCAUGGAGCCAGCAGGCACUGGAAUCACCCGGUUCCUCGCUGUGAAGCUCUCUGUGGUGGAAAUAUUACAUCAAUGAAUGGCACAAUUUACUCACCCGGACACCCAGCAGAGUACCCACACUUCCAGGACUGUAUGUGGACUGUCAGAGUACCUCCUGGCUAUGGCAUCUACAUCAACUUCUCUGUCAUAAAUACAGAGCCAAUCUACGAUUACAUCACUGUGUGGGAUGGACCGGACCAGACCUCUCCUCAAAUUGGUCAGUUCAGCGGCAGCUCCAUCCAGGAAGGCGUGUACACCACCGCCAAUCAGAUCCUCAUCAAGUUCCACAGCGACUUCAGCACCAGCGGCUUCUUCGUGCUGCUGUACUACGCGUACCAGCUGAGGACCUGUCAGCCGCCUCCUGUCGUGGCCAACGCCACCACGCUAAGUGAAGAUGACGAGUUUGAAAUAGGGGACAUUAUCCGCUACUCCUGCCUGCCAGGCUUUACCUUGAUGGGCAGUGAGAUUCUGACCUGUCGGCUUGGAGAGAGACUACAGAUGGAUGGACCCCCACCAGUCUGUCAAGUACAAUGUCCAGCCCAUGAGGUUCGCUUCGAUUCCACGGGUGUCAUCUUGAGUCCAGGCUUCCCUGACAAUUACCCCAAUCUCCAGAUGUGUUCCUGGCUCAUUAACGUGGAGAAGGGCUACAACAUCACUCUGCACUUUGAACUUUUCCAGACGGAAAAGGAGUUUGACAUUUUGGAAAUCUUUGAUGGGCCCAACAUCUACAGCCAAAACCUGGCCUCACUCAGUGGUGACAUUGAAACACCCUUCAGCCUGACCACCACCGGUCAUCAGCUCCUGCUGCGCUGGUCCUCUGAUCACGGCACCAACAGACGUGGUUUCCAUAUCAGAUACGUGGCCAUGUACUGCAGUACACCUGACUCCCCACAACAUGGGUUUGUCGUGAGCCAGACCGGGGGCCAUCUGAACAGUGUGGUACGCUGGGCCUGCGACAGGGGAUACAAGCUGAUUGGAAAAGGCACAGCUGUGUGCAAAAAGACCACAUAUGACUACUUUGCCUGGGAUGCUCCAGUUCCCGCGUGUCAAGCUGUGUCGUGCGGUGUGCCCAGUGCGCCGGUGAACGGAGGUGUCCUCGCUGCCGAUUACUCCGUCGGCACUCGGGUGACCUACUUCUGCAACGGUGGCUACAGGCUCUCCUCCAAAGAACUGACGACCACGGUCUGUCAGCCAGACGGUACCUGGAGCAACCACAACAAGAUACCUCGAUGCAUCGUCAUGAGCUGUCCCAGUCUCAGCUCCUUCUCUCUGGACCACGGGAAAUGGAGGGUGGUUAACGGCUCACACUACGAGUACGGCACAAAAAUCAUUUUCACCUGCAAUCCUGGAUUCUACCGUGUUGGCCCCGCCCACAUCCAGUGCUUGUCCAAUGGUGUUUGGAGUUGGAGGAACGAGAGACCUCGAUGUAGAAUCAUUUCCUGUGGCAAUCUGCCCAUUCCUCCUAAUGGGAACAAAAUAGGAACGCAGACUACCUUUGGAGCGUCUGCCAUCUUCAGCUGUAACACUGGUUAUGUUUUAACUGGCUCCACCGUCAGAGAGUGUCUGCUGUCGGGUCUGUGGAGUGGAAUGGAGACUCACUGCCUGGCCGGACACUGUGGUGUCCCAGAGCCAUUUGUUAAUGGACAGGUGAUUGGGGAGAACUUUGGUUACAGGGACACAGUGGUUUAUCAGUGCAACCCUGGAUUCAGGCUGAUCGGAUCUUCAGUACGGAUCUGUCAGCAGGACCACAGCUGGUCUGGACAGCUCCCAGUUUGUAUCCCUGUGACGUGCGGCCACCCCGGCAGCCCCAUCUACGGCCGCACCAUCGGUGAUGGCUUCAACUACAAUGACGUUGUGCGUUUCUCCUGCAACAAAGGCUACACCUUAGAAGGACCUUCCACAGCUCAGUGUCAGACCAGCCGUCAGUGGAGCCAGCAGCCACCCACAUGCAGAGUUGUAAACUGCACUGAUCCUGGUAUCCCUGCCAACUCCAUACGGGAGAGUAAGAUCGAGCACGGCAACUUCACAUUUGGCAGCGUGGUCUUCUACGACUGCAACCCUGGAUAUUACCUGUUCGGCUCGUCGGUGCUCACCUGCCAGCCAGAGGGACACUGGGACAAACCUCUACCUGAAUGCAUCGAGGUGGACUGCGGUCACCCAGGUGUUCCUCCCCACGGAGUGAUGAGUGGAGAGAAGUUUACCUUUGGCUCCACAGUGCGUUACUCCUGCUCUGGAGAACAUCAGUUAAUGGGAGAUUCAUCACUCACCUGUCAGCUGAACGGUCACUGGAGUGGUCCACUGCCCCACUGCUCAGGCGACUCAGGCGGCACCUGUGGAGAUCCUGGAACACCUGCUCAUGCUAGCAGGGAGGCGGGGAACUUCAAAGUGCGCAGCAAGGUGCGUUUCACCUGCGCAGUGGGACACACACUGUACGGCUCAGCAGAGAGGAUUUGCUUUCCCAACGGGACCUGGUCAGGCCGACAGCCGUUCUGCAAACCGGUACAGUGUGCUAAUCCCGGGACCCCUACUCACGGCCGUGUUUCCCGGGUGGAUGGAACAACCUUCUCCCACUCUAUUGUAUAUUCUUGCAUGGAAGGCUAUUACCUCACUGGCUCUCCUACAAGACAGUGUCUGGCAAACGGCACAUGGUCGGGCAUGGCUCCAAACUGCACAUUGAUUACCUGUGGCGACCCUGGGAUUCCAGCGAGUGGUCUUAGAUUUGGCGAAGACUUCACAGUGGGCCAGAACAUGACAUUCCAGUGCCAGCCAGGAUAUGUGAUGAUAGAAGGAGACAGCACCGUCUCAAGGACCUGUACCAACAACGGCACCUGGAGUGGCACCAUGCCAACGUGCCAAGUGGUGACGUGUCCUACCCCACCACCCAUACCUAACGGUCUGCUGGAGGGCUCCGUCCUGGAGUGGGGCACCAGCGUCAGCUACAGCUGCCUGCCGGGCUACGAGUUGUCCUUCCCUGCCAUCCUGACCUGCACCGGGAAUGGAACGUGGAGUGGAGACUUGCCUCAGUGCUUGCCCACAUUCUGUGGAGACCCUGGUCUGCCAGCCAAGGGACGGAGGGAAGGUCGCAGUUUCAUCUUCAAGUCAGAGGUGACUUUCAGCUGCAGCGCCCCCUACGUUCUGGUGGGAUCAGCCACACGUAUGUGCCAGGAGGUUGGCGCUUGGAGUGGCUCUCAACCACGAUGUAUAGAGCCAACGAGAACUACGUGUGAAAAUCCUGGAACACCGGAGCACGGCUUCAUGAAUUAUACAACAGGUUUUAAGGUGGGCAGCAGGGUAGACUUCCAGUGCCAACAGGGACACCUGCUGCAGGGCUCCACCACCCGCCUGUGUUUGCCUGAUCUCACCUGGACCGGAACGCAGCCAACCUGCAUCCCUCACUCCUGCAAGCAGCCGCGGAGCCCAGCCAACGCUGACGUCCUGGGUCUAGACCUGCCCUCCUACGGCUACACUCUGGUGUACACCUGUCAGCCAGGUUAUUUCCUCUCCGGGGGCUCGGAGCACCGUGUCUGCCGCUCCGACGGCAGCUGGACUGGCAAGGUGCCUGUCUGCAGAGUCGGUUCCAAAUCGCAUGAGAAAACUGUCAAGCCAGUACCAGGGACGCCAAGCCCAAAAAUAACUGUUCCUGACAAUGUCUUUGCCCCUGAUUUCAUCUGGAAGGGUUCCUAUCAUUACAAAGGCCAGAAACAGCCGAUGACAUUGACGGUCACAAGCUUUAAUGUUACAACGGGAAAAAUCAAUGUAACUUUAAGCGACAGUAGCGUGGAGUUUCAGCUCUCUGGAGUGUACAAGCGCCAAGAGGCACAGUUAACACUCCUGCUGUACCAUAUGAGAGCACUAGCCCACAGCUCCCUGAGCAGGAUCACAGCUGAGACCUGGACAAUGGAUGGAUUUGUCUCAGCUGAGCCUGAAGGUGGCAGCUAUGUAUUCCAAGGAUUUAUACAGGGUAAAGACUACGGACAGUUUGGACUACAGAGACUUGGUUUGAGCGUUAGGGAAAAUGUUACCCUCCCCGACCCUGAACCUAACGGCUCCACCAACAGCAGUUCUGUUGCUGUUGCUAUCCUCGUGCCUUUCUUUGCCCUCAUCUUUGCAGGCCUGGGUUUUUAUCUCUACAGACAGAGGAAAACAGAUAAAGCCCAGUACACGGGAUGUUCGGUCCACGAGAACAACAACGGUCAGGCCACAUUUGAGAACCCCAUGUACAAUACGAACACGAAAGCUGCUGAGGGGAAAGUCGUCCGCUUCGACCCUAAUCUCAACACCAUCUGCACCAUGAGAGAACACUGAAAUGGAUGG